AAAAAUUGUUAGAAAAGGGCACUUUAGUUUUUUUUGUGGAAAAUAUACCAUACUUUUAUCCCCGAAUCAGGCCAAAGUGAGCUAGACGAAGAGGCCCCUCACACAGCAAUUAGCGCGUGCAUGCCGGACGGCCAUUCGCCGGAAUCCCUUCCCCGCCAUUGCCUCCCUCAGCCUGUACUCCUCGAAAAUUUCAGCUGGGGAAAUCCAGUUCAUCACACCACGUAUUUAUACUUACAGUUUUUUUGGUCUUUAGCGUGGAUACAUACCCAACACAUUCACGCUCUCUAACCUGCUUUGUAACUCCUAUUUAUCUCAGACCUAAUUCUAAGUCCCACCUCACGUUCGCUUAGACUACCUCAAGAUGGCUAUGGCAAUGGCAUUUCCGACCACCACGGUCAACCUCUCGACCACGUCGUCGGCGCCGCAAUUCUAUCAAAACACAAUCUCGCCGAUUGCUCAGCUUGAGCUGAAUUCGCUCUGGCGCACAGUGCCCGCACAACUAUCGUUCGCGGACAUCGAGGAGACAUACGCGGCGCGCCUCGCGCUCAACAUCGGGCGCUCCAUGUGGUCGCGCGGCGAUCCCAACACGUACCAAAGCAUCCCCGUACAUAUUUGGCAUAAGCGCAAACACGCCUUGGACACCUCAGGUAUCAUCAACGCAUCCAGCUUCAUGCCCACCAACCCCUACAACCAGCUUCCUGCCACCGACAAAGACAAGAUCGCCGACCCGGAAGCGAUUCCGUUCGGCUCCAACGUCAACCCCUUGGUGCCCGACCCCAUCGGACAUGUACACCUCACACCGGGGUGUGUGGCAGUGGUAAGCUACUUGCAAAAGGGGCAGAAGCGCGCGGCGCUUGCCGCUCCUAAAACGUCGCUCGUACGCAACGCGUCGCAGCUCAUAACCCGCACACUCAUCGCUGACAAUCUCAACAAACGCUUGCAAACGACCGAUUCAAUUUUGACAAGCGUCAACGGCCGUGUGCUUAAUGUGAUGGCUGUUUCACCGCUGCUCGUCUCGCCGGAGAAUACCGUAGAGCCCGUAGCUCCCGCCCUGGGUGAGAUGGCCCUGGCCUCCGACGUGGUAUCGAGCCUCUUCCGCAAAGAAUUCACCACGGGACAGAACCUUGAUACGCCGUUGUUACGGAUUGUUUUCUCACUGUACGUCAUCAGCGCGCUAGCAGUAUUUGACACGACCUCGGAACGUUUAGAUAUCGCCGUGGGCUUCACCAAUGGGGACAUUUUCUGGGUAGACCUCCUUUCAGAGAAGAUCAAGUACUCGCGGUUUAACAAAAACGGUAAAAUCAUCAAUAGCGGGAUUGUUUCGAUCACCUGGAGUCAGUGCGGGCAAUGGCUCAUAGUGGGAUUCGCUAAUGGCGAGGUUGCCAUCUUUGACCGUGCCGGCGACGACGCUGAAAUGUAUCCCAAGCAGCUAGAAAGCGCUGAGAAGUACCUUGCAGUGUACAAAUCGAUGAAAAGCGGGUACUUCGCAGAGGCUGUUGGGAAAAAGGGCCCAGGCGUAUCCAACCCCGUUGCCCACUAUAAACUCUCCAACAAACCCAUCACAAGCAUCACUAUCAAUUCUGCGGACGCAAAUAUGCUUUCGAUCACCUCGGAUGAUGGUUAUACGCGCUUAAUGGAUCUUCCGUUGACGAAGCGGCCGGUGCUGUCAGAAAAAGUUUCGGACAUGCUUCCGGGCUACUUCGGUGGGGUGCUCUGCAGCGCAUUCUCGCCCGAUGGCAAGUUUCUCGCGAUCGGCGGCGAGGACGACUUGAUUGCAAUCUACCAGUUGAGUUACGUAAACUUGGGCCAGUUGAUUCACAAGACGCUUUCCGGAGGUGGCUCCCAGGCGUCCUUCAUGGGCGGCUCAACAACAUUGGCUACGCACAACAUCUUGAAUGUGAAGCUUGUAGCGAGGCUAGAGGGCCACAAGUCAUGGGUGCGCGACAUCAAGUUCGACUUGGAGAAGUGUCCACCGGUAGACACGUCUUCGCCUGUGACGUACCGUAUCGGCAGCGUGGGUGACGACAGUCGCCUUUUCUUCUGGGACUUUAACCCGAAAUCCGUGCCAAAGGUCAAGAAGCAGCCCAGCUCGACGAAACCCAAGAAAGAAAAGAAAAAGCUGCACCACCAGCGCCAACGCUCGGGUGAAAUUACGUUACCGCAUGUGAGCUCCUCAUCUCACAUGCAGCAGAUCCACCAAUUGUUACGGUCGGCCAACAGUACAAACCUGUUGACAGGGUUGAACCAGGCGAGCGCGUCGACACUUGAGUUAGUGGAGCACUUCACCCGGAACUAUGAGACAACGUUACAUCGCAAUAUUAGUAACAAGGACAUGGGGUAUGUAUUACCGGUGCUUGAGGUUGAUUUGAAUAUCGGGAAGAUGAGUGGGGUGAUAUUUGAUGGGCGGCAAAAGCUUUUGUGGGGUGUUUGUAAGAGUGGGGAUAUAAUCAGGUGGAGUAAAAACUAGCGAUGGCUAAUGCGAAGUCGGCCCCAGGUGAGCUUGGGGCAAAACUUGGGCAAAGAAAAUAAUAUAUACGAUGCGUAAAUAUAUAUAGAUUCUAUAUUUCUGGAUAUCUCGAUAGAAAAGUAUACAAGGAUGGUUAAACGUGUGGAGCUUGACAGGGAAU
Babjeviella inositovora NRRL Y-12698 is the source of this 2627-nucleotide messenger RNA. RefSeq lists its product as uncharacterized. The record is from RefSeq and is a predicted model, not a curated record. Gene Ontology annotation, biological process: carbon catabolite repression of transcription. Gene Ontology annotation, cellular component: cell division site; cell tip; nucleus. Bases 362 to 2467 code for a protein of 701 amino acids. NCBI's taxonomy places the organism in Eukaryota, Fungi, Ascomycota, Pichiomycetes, Serinales. The transcript has a single exon. Gene Ontology annotation, molecular function: protein binding.